AAAUGGGGAAGAAGAAAGAGAAGAAGCCGGGAAAGGGGAAGGAGAAGACCGAGCGCAAGACGGCUAAGGCGGCAGAGAAGCGUGCUCGUCGCGACGACAAGAAGGUUCCGGAUGAGGAUGACAUUGAUGCGAUUCUGGCUAAAAUCCAGAAGGAGGAAGCAAAGAAGAGCGAGGUUCACGUCGAUGAGAAUGUAGCAGCGCCUUCACCACGAUCCAAUUGCUCUGUGACUGUAAACCCCGUCAAGGACACUGAGCUGAUCGUGUAUGGAGGUGAAUUCUAUAACGGUGACAAGACUUACGUUUAUGGCAAUCUCUAUCGAUACAAUAUCGAGAAGAACGACUGGAAGCUUGUCACCAGUCCAAACAGUCCUCCCCCAAGAAGUGCUCACCAGGCGGUUGCAUGGAAAAAUUGGCUCUUCAUUUUUGGUGGUGAAUUCACGUCUCCAAAUCAGGAGAGAUUUCAUCACUAUAAGGAUUUAUGGAGACUGGACCUAAACACAAAUGUAUGGGAGCAGCUUCAACUAAAAGGCUCCCCAGGUGCUCGUUCCGGACAUAGAUUGGUUCUCUACAAACAUAAACUUAUUCUAUUUGGUGGAUUUUAUGACACGCUGCGGGAAGUAAGGUACUUCAAUGAUCUUUACGUGCUGGAUUUAGACGACUACAAGUGGCAAGAGAUAAAACCCAAGCUUGGAGCUGCCUGGCCUUCGGCUAGAAGUGGUUUUCAGUUUGCUGUUUAUUUAGAUGAGAUUUUCUUGUACGGUGGCUAUUUCAAAGAGCCUGCCCCUGACAAAGAUCAAUCCGACAAAGGUGUAGUGCUCGCAGAUAUGUGGACGUUAGAUCCACGGAAUUGGGAGUGGGACAAGGUGAAAAAAUCUGGUAUGGCUCCUGGGCCAAGAGCAGGAUUUUCUAUGUGUGUCCACAAGAAACGAGCCAUCUUGUUUGGUGGUGUAGUUGAUACUGAUGAUAAAGGUGAUUCGCUGCACAGCGUUUUUAUGAAUGAGAUGUAUGCUUUUCAGAUGGACAAUCGCAGAUGGUAUCCUUUGGAGCUUCGCAAGCCAAAGAGCCUCAAGAAUAAGAAGAAAGUGGUCAAUCCAAAUGUGGAAAAUCCGUCUGUAGAAGGAGAAGGCGUUGAGAGUCAAAUGGAAGCUACAACCUUGGAAGACGAACCCACGACUGAGUUCCAGGUUGUUAAGCCUUGCAGUAGAAUCCAUGCUGGAAUGGUCGUUGGAAAGGAUACUUUGUUUCUGUAUGGAGGUAUGAAAGAAGUUGGGGAGAAAGAAGUGACACUCGACGACCUUUUCUCGCUGGACCUGAAUAAACUCGAUGCGUGGAAGUGCAUUAUUGAGGAAACACAAAGUGAAUGGAUUGAAGUUAGUGACGAGGAAGGUGAAAGUGAUGAUGACAACAGUGAUGCUGGAUCGAUUAGUAAUGGAACAGACGACGAGGAGGACGAUGGCGAGGUAGUAAAAGAGAUAUAUAGCAAAACUUGUAUGUUUACUCUUGUAUUCCAGGAUGCAGCGGAGUCAUCGCAACGAGUUGAAGAGGCAGCUGCUAUUCUGAGGGGCGAAGGCAAAAGACUGACACGAAAGGCACGGAAAUUAAAGAUCGAUCAAAUGCGGUCCGAGCUGGGCCUAGCUGAUUCCCAACGAACACCUUUGCCUGGGGAAACGCUGAGAGAUUUUUUCUCCCGGACGAUCAUGUAUUGGCAAAUGGCUGCUUACGACCACACCCAACACACUGGAAAGGAGCUCAGGAAGGAUGGAUUUGACUUGGCGGAGACACGCUACAGAGAACUUAAACCCGUCCUGGACGAGCUCGCAAGACUUGAAGCCGACCAAAAGGCCGAAGAGGAAGAAGAGGCUACCAAACCUUCCAAGAAGCGCAGCAAUAAAUGAAUAGAUUACAGUUAUUCUCCAAGGCCAUGGUGAUAGAAUUUUGCCUUUGCUCCUCCGUAAUCUUGGAUUCUUGGAGACUGGUUCAAGGCACGUCUGACGAGACGCUAGCUGCAGCCUCGGUUUCUGCUGGAGCAGCCUCCUCCUGGCACUGUUGUCGUAGCUGGAAGAAAGAGAAGAGUUUUACACUGGAAAGAGAAAAGAAAAUGUUACCUCCAGCUGUGCGUGUAGGUGCUCACUGCCAUAGCAAGCAACAGAGAAAGAAAUACGGAUCAGGAAGAAGAAAGCAGCAGCAGUGUUUCAAGCACAAAAUGAAGAAAACAAGAGAGAGAAGAAAAGAUUGUUUUUUUUCAUGUUGAUGAAGACUGGACUCUUGAUUUCGAGAAAAUGUGUUGUAACUUUCAUUCAA
Selaginella moellendorffii is the source of this 2301-nucleotide messenger RNA. RefSeq names its product kelch domain-containing protein 4. Lineage: Eukaryota; Viridiplantae; Streptophyta; Lycopodiopsida; Selaginellales; Selaginellaceae. The record is from RefSeq and is a predicted model, not a curated record. The transcript has 20 exons. Gene Ontology annotation, molecular function: protein binding. The coding region runs from base 3 to 1895 and encodes 630 amino acids.